Molecule: messenger RNA, 3018 nt
Organism: Carassius gibelio (silver crucian carp)
Lineage: Eukaryota; Metazoa; Chordata; Actinopteri; Cypriniformes; Cyprinidae
Gene: tube1
Product: tubulin, epsilon 1
Exons: 12
Coding region: 146-1549 (467 amino acids)
Biological process (GO): mitotic cell cycle; microtubule cytoskeleton organization
Cellular component (GO): microtubule; cytoplasm
Molecular function (GO): GTP binding; structural constituent of cytoskeleton
Source: RefSeq, a predicted model, not a curated record
CAACGACGCUUGGACUUCAAACUGUCGCACGAAACGCACACUGUUUCUAUGCAAACAACCACCGCAACAACCGUUAACAAACGCUGGGUCUACAGAUGGACGUACGAUGCAGAUCAAAGUAGAUACAAUUAUAUAAACUAAAAAGAUGACACAGUCGAUAGUAGUCCAAGUUGGUCAGUGUGGGAAUCAGGUGGGCUGCCGCUUCUGGGACCUCGCACUCAGAGAACAUGCACACGUCAAUCAAAUGGGAAUUUAUGACGAGGCACUGAGCAGCUUCUUUAGAAAUGUUGACCAAAGAGGAGCAGACUCUACAGGAGGCAGGAUCAACGCUCUAAAGGCCAGGGCCGUGUUAGUGGACAUGGAGGAGGGAGUCCUAGGAGAGAUUCUGCAGGGGCCGUUGCGUUCUCUCUUCAGCAGCACACAACUCAUAAGUGAUGUCUCUGGUUCUGGGAACAACUGGGCAGUUGGGCAUCACACAUAUGGCUUGGCCUACAGAGAGCAGAUUGUGGAUCAGGUCCGCAAGGCUGCAGAGCACUGUGAUUGCCUUCAGUGCUUCUUCCUCAUUCACUCUAUGGGAGGAGGUACUGGUUCGGGGUUAGGCACUUUUGUGUUGAAGCUUCUAGAAGACGAGUUCCCUGAGGUAUGUCGGAUAGUGACCUCUGUCUACCCGACAGCAGAAGAUGAUGUCAUCACCUCUCCUUACAACAGCAUCCUAGCCAUGAAAGAACUCACAGAACACGCAGACUGUGUCUUGCCAGUUGAUAACCAGUCUCUGGUUGAUAUUGUUGGUAAGAUACAACACAUGUCCAACACUGGCAAACCAGGAGGUACCAUCAAGAAGGACUGUACCAUCAUCUCGGGACAAGGAGGGGUGGUGAAGGUCGAGAAACCUUUUGAUGCCAUGAACAACAUUGUGGCCAAUCUACUUCUUAAUAUUACCAGUUCAGCACGGUUUGAGGGCUCUCUCAACAUGGAUCUGAAUGAGAUCGCCAUGAACCUUGUUCCAUUCCCACGGUUACACUAUCUUUUGCCCAGUCUAACUCCUCUAUACACACUUGCUGAUGUCAACGUACCACCACGCAGGCUGGAUCAGAUGUUCUCAGAUGCGUUUAGUAAGGAGCAUCAGCUAAUCAAAGCCGACCCCAAACACAACCUGUAUCUGGCCUGUGCUCUUAUGCUGCGUGGAAAUGUUCAGUUGUCAGAUCUGCGCCGGAAUAUUGAGCGGCUGAAGCCCACCCUUCCGUUUGUCCCAUGGAAUCAGGAAGGAUGGAAGACUAGUCUGUGUUCAGUCCCUCCUGUGUGUCACUCACAUUCUCUGUUGGCUUUAGCGAACAACACUUGUGUGAAAUCUACCUUCAUUGAACUAAGGGAGCGUUUUGUGAAGCUCUACCGUAGGAAGGCUCACUUGCAUCACUAUCUAGCAGUUGACGGCAUGGAGUUGGCUGGAUUCAGUGAGGCCUUGUCAUCGAUCUCAGCUCUAAUUGAAGAAUACACACACCUGGAAAGCCCUCUCAUGCCCAACGCACCCAGACUCACCAUCGCCACCUGACUCGUGUGUAUAAUAGACAACGUACUCUAAAUUUCUACUUGUACAUAAACUAAAUAUUUAAUAUUUUUGGACUAAAGUUUUAUGUAAAACGUCUCUAUUUCUAGAGGCAUAGAAACAUUGGUUCAAAUAUUGUGAAUUUAGUGUGGAUUUGGUAGUACUACCUACAGCAUAACAAACAGUAUUAAGUCAAAUACAGUUGAGCUCGAUCCCUAAGCAAACCUGUCUGCUUGCAAUUUUCAAGUAAGCCCAAAGACUUUUUUAAAUGAAUUAGUUUUUGUUUUACAAGUUUGUGUUUGAUUAGGGCCAGACAUUAACUUUGCAAGACAGCGGAAAGUUGAAUUGUCUGUCUGUGUACUGUACUGGAGGCACAGAAAUUACACACUUCACCUGUAAAAUGUUGUUACUUUUUCUUUCAUAUAAAAAAAAGUUAAUAAAAUAGUCAUGAUAUCAAACAUUGCCUGGAUAAUGUAGUUUUAAUAGAAGAAGAAUCGCUGAUUCAUUUGUCAUUACACGUUAGUAAUACACAAAAAUAUCCACUUUAUCUUAAACGAGAUUAAAAUACACACUCAAUCCCAUAGUCUUGGCAUUGACAGUCAGCACAAAGCGUAAAAUUGUAUUCUCAUUUAAUAUGGCUCUGCAUUAACCUGUUGACAGAUGGUUUGUUUGCAGGUUAGCGCUUAGUUUUGUUUUUGCUUCAAUCUAUGCCUUUACAAUCAGUUGGUGCAGGGCAUCCAUAGGUCCCAAAAGUAUUGUUGUCCAGCUCUUGCCUCAGACUCAAUGAUCAACACCUCUCAAACAUGUACCAUUUACAUGGUAAUGCAAUGUCUGAUUUUAAAAUGGGUUUUGAAGGAUGAAUUUUGAGAUUUUAUGUUUUCAAGUGAUAUAUAACUUCUGAUGAUUUCUAAAAUGUGAUAGAGAAAAAGGCAACGAGGAAGUCUUUUUUUUUUAAACAAAGGUCAAAGCUCCUUUUGUAAUGUAGAUUUCUGAGGGUGCACUCUUGUCAUAAAUUGAUCUAUUACUUUUCCUACAUAAUUUUUAACAAAAAAUAUUGGUAAAAUAUAUAUUUGGGAGUCUUAGACCUUUCCAACGAUAUAUAGUUUGUCAAGAUUAGAUUAGAUUUGAUUGUAAUAUAGUAUAGUCAACGUAGGCGUCCCGUAUACGGGACGGGGUUACAAUUAACAGGUUAAAGAGACCCUCUUUAGAUGAAGCUGUUUGUUGCAUUCAUUUGUACUCUAUUUUUGCACUCUUUCUAUAGUGAAUGUCCUGUUUUGUGUGUGUGCUAGUAGGGUUAAGUUGUCUUGUGUAUGGGCUAAAUUUGAAAGCAAAAAGAUUCAAUCAAUAUCACUGUCACUUCAGAGUGCACAUCCCCAGUAGUAGUAAUACUAUUGUUUAUAUGUACCUAGUGUUACAUUGUAAUGCUUUCAAAAAAAAAAAUGAGAAACAACCCAAUAAACUCAUGAAACAACUCA